Molecule: messenger RNA, 780 nt
Organism: Linum trigynum
Lineage: Eukaryota; Viridiplantae; Streptophyta; Magnoliopsida; Malpighiales; Linaceae
Source: the annotation of a GenBank genome assembly
CGCGGUCUUAUCAGCGUUAAAGUGGUCGCCCUCUCACACAUCCUUACGCAAUUGUUCUCUUGAUUCUCUUCUACUAUGAGACCUGCAUGCUUAAGCAAGCAAUAGGGCAAGUCGAGGGCAGAAGUCCGACGGAAGCGGUAUGUCUGUCGAGCGGGAAAUAUUGUUGUUCUCCCUCUACCAGGAGGGCAAGUCGAGGGCGGAACUCCGGCACAAGCGGUCUGUCUGUCGAGCGGCCAAUAUUGUUGUUCUCCCUCUACUAUGACAGCUGCUGCUUAAGCAAGCAGAAGGCGGGGAAAGAUUCAGCAGGCGGCCAGGGCGGUCGAGAUGGGUUGGACCUGCCGCUGCUCGUAGCCACUCCCUCGACUCCUUGUUUCGCCCCUCUCUACUAUGAGACCAGGCUGCCUAAGCACUGAAGCAACUUGGACACGAGUGGGGGUGGCGAGGACAAGCAACCCGGAGGACGCCCUCCCUACCAUGCACGUGCCUGGUACUUGGUAGAAGGCACUUUAGGCCGAGGAUGGGGAUCGACGAAGAGAAAAGCAGCCCUAUCGGUUACAAAGCUGGACCCAAAUCAUUCCGUGCCAAUCCUACUACGAGAGCAUCUAUCUUCCUUACAAGAGCAGCUUGCUUAUCUUAUUGUUCCAACCGUCUUCGCACUGACUUGGAUGAAUGAAGUGUGGAUGUCCCAGAUGCUUCCUGACGAGAGCUGCCUGCUUAAUGCUUAACCGUAGAAGAUUGCAUGGAGUGCGGACACUACAAUAAUAAGGACAAUAUUUUGGA